ACAGCUGAUGAUUUAGUGGUAUUCCAGUAGUGUUGGUGAGUGGAUCGUUUGCUGACCGGUUAGUUAGCGGUAUAGUGUUGGUUGUAGAAUAAUAAUGUCUAAGAUUAUUCGUAAAAUUGUUUCAACUGCUAAAUGUCCCAAACCUUUGGCUCCAUACAGUCAAGCUGUUGUAGCCGAUCGUACCGUGUAUUGCUCCGGAGUCAUAGGAAUUGAACUGAAUGAACCGAAAUUGGUUCCUGGAGGCGCUGUAGCUCAAACGGCGAAGGCAUUGGAGCACCUAACGAAUCUUCUACAUGGAGCCGGGUCUGGUAUUGAUAAGGUAGUCAAAACAACUGUGCUUUUGGCCGAUAUGAAUAAUUAUACCGCAGUUAAUGAUGAGUAUAAGCAAGUUUUUAGUGACAAUUUCCCAGCUCGAACAUGUUACGCGGUAGCGAAACUUCCUCUCGGUGCUGCAGUUGAAAUCGAAGCAGUAGCUAUUGUCGGAGAUGUAACGCAUGUAAAUUAGUCAGUUAAUGAGUAUCUUAUGAAAAUUCCGAUUGUUCUUUGUACUGAAAAAAAAUAAAAGAACAUAGUUUUUAAUGACUGAAAAGUAUCAGGUAUAUAUCGAGAUAAAACGGUUUUAAGAAUUUGCAA
This is a messenger RNA of Wyeomyia smithii (pitcher-plant mosquito), 633 nucleotides long. Its product is annotated as rutC family protein UK114-like. The coding region runs from base 95 to 505 and encodes 136 amino acids. NCBI's taxonomy places the organism in Eukaryota, Metazoa, Arthropoda, Insecta, Diptera, Culicidae. Gene Ontology annotation, cellular component: cytosol. The transcript has 3 exons. The record is from RefSeq and is a predicted model, not a curated record. Gene Ontology annotation, molecular function: deaminase activity.